AGAAUUUUGUAUUUUUUGUAGAAACAUCAUGAAUCAACUUUUUACUAAUCUCGAAAAAAAUGAAUGCACAGUUUUCAGCCAUGAAUUUAAAUUAGAAUUUAGUGAUAGUGUUGGAGAAGAUUGGAAAACUCUUGGACGUUGGUUAAAUAUUGAAGAAAACUAUUUAGACAUGAUUGAUAAAGAUGAUACUAAAGCUGAUGCAAAAGCGUAUUUAAUGUUAACUAAAUGGGUGCAGAUUAAUGGAAAUCCAACAUUUGAGGAGUUAAAAUCAGCUUUAAUGAAAAUGAAGAGAAUGGAUCUAGUUGGAACAAUUGAUGAGUUAGCAUUGUUUAAAAAAAAGUUGAAUUCUAAUAAAAUAAUUUCAAAAUGUUGUGGUGAAAUAAGUUAUAAAAUUGGGAGCGAUUGGUCUCGAUGGGGAAGACACCUGGGAUUAGAUGAUACAGACCUCGAUAACAUUAACUCUGAUCAUACAAAAUGUUUUGAUAAAGCUGAAAAUGUUUUAAAAAAAUGGAAACAAAUAAAUGGAAAUCUUUCAUGGGAUCAAUUAAAAAAAGAAUUAAUAACUUUUAACCGUAAUGAUAUAGUAGCUGAAAUUGAGGAGAAAUUCAAAGAUCACUUACCUAGUCUAAAUAAAUUAAGGAAGAGGAAGAAGAAGAAUAUUAAAAAGCAAAGAAAAAGAUACAAAACUUUGAACUUUGAUUUGUCUGAACAAUCGAGAAAUAAAUUUAAAAAUGAUUCUUCAAAUCCAUCUGAUGUUGCUAGCAGAGUUCAUGUAAAGAAAGAUAUGUCAGAGAUAUGCACAGCACUAAAAAAUUAUUAUCUGAAAAAUCAUGGAAAAAUAAACGAAGUUCAACCACUAUUAAAAACACCUGCUAAUGUUGAUUUAAUACAAAAAUUUGUUGAUCUAUGUAUUGUAGAUGCAUAUAAUACUCAAAUGGAUGUUGUUUGUAGUAAUGAACGAAAGAAAUUUCUUAAAAAGCAAAUGAGUUAUACACCAAUUCCAUACAGUGACAUAUUUAUGAAAGAAAAAUCUCUAAUAUUAAUAUCUGGAAUAGCUGGUAUUGGGAAAACAUGGUUGCUCAGAAAAUGUUUACUCGAUUGGUCAAAUAAUUUGAUUUGGAAUAACGUUGAACUUGUUUUUUACUUGGAAUGCAAGAGGCUUAAUCAAUAUCAAAAUAUUUCGAAUAUUAAUGAAUUACUUAAUGUUUUCUACAAAGAUGUUAUAAAUGAUUUUAAUAUUAGUAAGAAUACUGCGUUGUUUAUAAUUGAUGGAUUAGAUGAAUUUAAAUAUAUAAAUGAAUUGUUAGAUCCGAAUUCAAGUUGUACCUAUCCGAUUGUUAAUGUUUUAACAGAAAUUCAAAGUUAUAAACAUGUAGUUGCUGGUAGAGUUUAUGCAAUUGAUAAAUUCCAAAAUAUAUAUAGAGAGCAUGAGGAUAAGUUAACUAUUCAAAUAAUGGGGUUUAACAAAGAUGGAGUUGAAAAUUAUAUAGAAAAUCAUGUUAUAGAAGAAAAAAAAGAAGUUGUUAAAGCAACUUUGAAGGAGUCUCCAAUUGCAAAAGUUAUGGCAUCUGUUCCAUUUUAUUUAUCUUCCAUGUGUAAAAUCAUCAGUGAUUCAAGCAAAAUUUAUACAAAUUCUUUUUUAACGAUGACAGAAUUGUAUGCAAAUAUUUUUUUAUAUUUUUUGCAAAAACAUAUUAUCAAAAACAAUGGAAUGGUUUAUGAAAUGAUGGCAAAUGAAAAUAAUAAGAAAUAUGUUUUAAACAUUUGUAGGAUAGCUUUUGAACUGUUUAUUGAAAAUAAAUUUAUUUUUUCGAAUGAGGAAUUCCUACAGUUUAUCAAUAACUUCAAUGAAGUUGAUGAAAGUUUUUUUGGUUUUAUUGAAAGGAUUGAAACACAUCUAGGUUAUUUUUACCAAUUCGCUCAUUUGACAAUAAUGGAGUUUUGUGCAUCUGUGUACGCAUACAAUUGUUUAAGCAGUAAUGAGAUUAUGGCCAAUAGAAAGCUAAUGAGUUGUUUACCAAUGAUUUGUGGAUUAGGCAAUAAAAACCAAAAUAUUUUAUUAAAGUUUCUUGUUAACCUGAAUCCUUCUAAAAAGUUUAAAGAAGAGUCUUCAUUUUUGCUUUCUAUUUUAGGUUAGUAAGUAAUAUGUUUUGAAA
Hydra vulgaris (swiftwater hydra) is the source of this 2156-nucleotide messenger RNA. Lineage: Eukaryota; Metazoa; Cnidaria; Hydrozoa; Anthoathecata; Hydridae. The record is from RefSeq and is a predicted model, not a curated record.